AUGGCGCAGGUGAAAGAAGUCAAGUCUCGGGGAGAUAAAUCGCCGGUGGCGAAAGUGCGUUCGGGCGGGAAGGAAGCGAAUGCGCAGAAAACUACAGAUCAGAAGGGCCCAGAAGCAAAUGCGCAAAAACCUUUGGACCAGAAAUGCUCAGAAGCGAGCGGUCCUACAAGCGAUCGUGCUAUGCGGGCAGGAAAAAUUCUAGACAUGCCAGCACAAGCAGCAGUAACACCCAGUUUGGGUGAAAUCUCAUUCGCAGUGCCAAAAAGCGCAUCGAAAUCGAUCUCGAUGAGAGCGGGGAAGUGGUCCUCUUCUGAUGCUUUCAUUUCGCCAACAUUCAAUGGAAAUGAGGAAGACGAUUAUUAUCACGGGUAUGUUAUCUCUGCUGCUGAACUAAGUCGUACGUAG
Molecule: messenger RNA, 405 nt
Organism: Gongylonema pulchrum
Lineage: Eukaryota; Metazoa; Nematoda; Chromadorea; Rhabditida; Gongylonematidae
Source: the annotation of a GenBank genome assembly